CUCAACUUUCGGGAACUGGGGCUGUCAACGGUUUCCGUCGUUCGCUACAGAGUAUUUGUACAUGUACAGAAUAUACUGUACUCCGUACACUGUACAGGACCGUACUUAUGACUUCUAAACCCUCCAUGCGCAAAACUCUUCUUGGAAUGUGGACAUCCCCGGUCGAUCGGACCUGGGCGCUCUUCCGCGGCAGGCGAGCCCGACGCUAGUUUGUUAACAUUUGCAAUUCCUUUUCUCUCCUUCUUCACUUUCAAUUCUUCAUCUUCACCAUCUAUCUCAUCUAUCCCAUUGUCUCUUCUCUACGACAUGUCGAUGCCAGGUGCCAGUACGGCUAUUGAGCCGGAUGAUUACGAUGCCGACUCGACCUACGAGGGGUCGCUUGGCGAUGCUAGUUACACCACGUCCAUCACCUCGAGUGCCAUGAAAUACACGUACGAGAAUGGUCGCAGGUAUCAUUCAUAUCACGAGGGCGAAUAUGUUUUGCCAAACGAUGAACAAGAGCAGGAUCGUCUCGAUUUGAGCCAUCAUAUUUAUAAGAUGCUCUUCCGGGGUGCGCUGUAUCGCGCUCCUAUUGAUGAACCCCGGCGCGUGCUGGAUAUCGGGACGGGGACGGGUAUUUGGGCCAUUGAUUUUGCUGAUGAACAUCCUGAAUCAGAGGUUAUCGGAAACGACCUAAGCCCAAUCCAACCCUCCUGGAUUCCCCCGAACUGCCGCUUCGAAGUCGACGACUACGAACAACCCUGGUCCUACAGCAAAAACUUCGACUACAUCCACGGUCGCGAACUCGAAGGCUUUAUCCGCGACCACGACCACGUCUUCCAGCAGGCCCUUGAACACCUCGUGCCCAAUGGAUACUUUGAAAUCAAUUCCUUCGAGGUCAACACCUACUCCGAUGACGAGUCGCAUCUCAAGGCCAAGUGCCUUCUCGAGGCUGUUAACCUCAUGCACGACUCGUCAGAUAAGUUUGGAAAGCCUAUGAGAACGACGCAUACUUGGAAGGAGAAGAUGGAGAAGGCGGGAUUUGUCAAUGUUACCGAGGAGAUUUACAAGCUCCCCCAAAGCCCCUGGCCCAAAGACCCCAAACUCAAAGACCUCGGCCGCUACCACCAAGUCAACAUGUUCGAAGCCAUCGGCCCCUACUGCUACGCACUCUUCACGCGCAUCCUGGGCUGGAGUAAAGAGGAGAUUGAAGUCAUGAUCGCGGGCAUACGCAAGGAAUUAAGGGAUCCGUCAGUCCAUGUUUAUACAAAGGUGCAUGUUCUUUAUGGGCAGAAGCCGGAGUGAUAGUGUUGCGUUUUUGUUUGUAUUUGGAGUAUUGAGUAGUGCAUUCGUAAGCUUUUAAGCGCAUUAUUGUUUAAUAUGUGAUAUCCUGUCGUUACUGAUAAUUUGAUCCUGUGGAGGUAAUUCUGGCCGGUUGAGCAACGGCUAUUUUAUUAGGAUGACACUGGCU
This is a messenger RNA of Aspergillus glaucus CBS 516.65, 1450 nucleotides long. RefSeq names its product class I SAM-dependent methyltransferase. The record is from RefSeq and is a predicted model, not a curated record. Lineage: Eukaryota; Fungi; Ascomycota; Eurotiomycetes; Eurotiales; Aspergillaceae. Bases 307 to 1284 code for a protein of 325 amino acids. Gene Ontology annotation, molecular function: methyltransferase activity. The transcript is spliced from 8 exons.